Linum trigynum is the source of this 1520-nucleotide messenger RNA. NCBI's taxonomy places the organism in Eukaryota, Viridiplantae, Streptophyta, Magnoliopsida, Malpighiales, Linaceae. The record is from the annotation of a GenBank genome assembly.
UAUUUGCGGACAACAACAAGUAAAACAAAACAAAAAAGAAAUCCAAGAAUUUUAGCUAAGCAAGCGACACAUACAAAGAACUUUUUCGUGUUUCACAAUUCACUCAUCUAGUAGUAGUAGAGGCUAAUAAUAAAUAAUAAGUUCACUAAAACAAAUUAGAGACGAAGAUUGCCUGUAACUUGAGGGGAAGCCAAAGCUGAAGGUUGUCCUGUCUCAAACUUCCUGCAGGUUGAAGAAGGAAGCAAUGGCAGUCACAAUGAUGGUGAGAGUUCCAGUCCCUAUCCAUUUUCCCUCUUCUUUUACUAUCAGUAGUUGCUUUCUGAAGCUCUCAUCAGUCGUGUUAUCUGGGUUUGCAUAGCAGACACCAAUGAGGACCAAAUCAGCUGCGGACUUGGAAACUAGAGACAGUAUGGUCGUCCCCAACUGCACGGAGGAACCAAUCAUUAUCAGAGCUACUGAAACAAGAGACUAUGAUAACAUUCACAGCAAGCUGCAAGGUCCAAGAAGAUCAGCCACAGAUUGCUCUGCCACUACUGCCUCGCAGUUUCAUCAAACACAGAGAGCAGCUCUGUUGGCAUCAAGGCAAAUGCGGAAAACAGUUAGCAGCUCGGCUCUCUACAGCCGCAGCUGCAGUAUUGCUAUAAGUACUGAUAAUGGAUCCAGUACUACUGCUAAUAAUGGGCGUCCUCAGUCUCCCCUGCCUCUGCCUACUCCUGCUACUUCAUCUUCUCCAGCUCCAUGGGAAAGAAAAGCUGCAGGUUCAUCGCCGAGACCUGAAGGCCAUGCCCCUCAGACUCCUGCCAGGGGGCCACCCCGGUUCAGAUCGUCGUCAGCUGCCGCUCGAUUCAGUGACGCGUCUGAUUGCAGCAGCUCUGCGGUGCCCAAAUUCGGGGACUGGGAUGAGAUGGAUCCUUCAUCGGCUGAUGGAUACACCCACAUUUUCAACCGGGUCAGAGAGGAGAGGCAUGCUGCAGCAGCAGGAGGAAAUACACCAGUCUCCAAUGGUACUGGUACUCGUCACUCCCAGCAGGCCAAUAGAAAGCACCAUCCAAGGACCAGGAGAAGAAACUCCAGCAACAAGAGCUGGUACCACUGCUUCACAUGUUUCUGAAGAUGAUGAGUGACGAGCGCGGCAGGGUGCAGCUAACCAUUGGAAGAUCAUGAUCCGGGGAUCGAGCCGGUUCAAAGGCCAACUGGAUCAUCGAACUACAAUGGAUUAGCAGCCGCGUAUCAAGAAUCCCUGUUACUUUGUGGGUGACAUUGAGAAGGUCGCCACCAUGUCAUCUAAAUAAUAGCUUUCUAUCAAGGAGUCAUGGUCUUAUUAAGGUUUUGUGCUUUUGGAGUGAGUUUUGACUACUUCAGUUGUUCUUUUUCUUCCAUAGAUACCUGGGGAACAAGUAGACUGUAGACACAAAAUACAAAGCCUUUACAGGCAAUAAGCACAAAGCUAUGAGUAAGAGGGACGAUAAUCGUCAAUUGAUAAGAGAGGUUUUUUGCUACGAUAAAAGCAGUUCUUUGAU